Messenger RNA from Manduca sexta (tobacco hornworm), 1089 nucleotides. Its product is annotated as serine/threonine-protein kinase TBK1-like. The record is from RefSeq and is a predicted model, not a curated record. Gene Ontology annotation, biological process: peptidyl-serine phosphorylation. Gene Ontology annotation, molecular function: ATP binding; protein serine/threonine kinase activity. Gene Ontology annotation, cellular component: cytoplasm. NCBI's taxonomy places the organism in Eukaryota, Metazoa, Arthropoda, Insecta, Lepidoptera, Sphingidae.
ACUAAAGUGAAUUAGUGUUGUAAAAUUAACUUUCGAAAAUGUCCUUCCUGCGCGGCUCGGAGAACUAUGUGUGGUGCACGACGAGCGUGCUCGGGAAGGGCGCGACGGGCGCGGUGUUCCAGGGCGUCAACAAGAACAACGGCGAGCCGGUGGCGGUGAAGACCUUCAACCAGCUGAGUCACAUGCGGCCGCACGACGUGCAAAUGCGCGAGUUCGAGGUGCUGAAGAAGGUAAAGCACGAAAACAUCGUGAAGCUGCUCGCCAUCGAGGAGGAGCAGGAGGGCCGCGGCAAGGUCAUCGUCAUGGAGCUUUGCACCGGCGGCAGUCUCUUCAACAUCCUCGACGAUCCGGAGAACACGUACGGCCUCCAGGAGGAGUUUCUACUGGUUUUGGAACACCACGCUGGUAUGAAGCACUUGCGUGAUAAUAAUUUGGUGCACAGAGAUUUAAAGCCUGGUAACAUUAUGAAAUAUAUAAAUGAAGAUGGCACCACUACAUACAAGCUGACAGACUUUGGCGCUGCGAGGGAAUUACAGGAGGAGGAGCAGUUUGUAUCGCUGUAUGGCACUGAGGAGUACCUACACCCUGAUAUGUAUGAGAGGGCAGUGUUAAGAAAACCGGUGGGCAAGAGUUUUGGGGCCACUGUUGACCUUUGGUCGAUUGGAGUGACAUUGUAUCAUGUUGCAACUGGACAGUUGCCCUUCAGACCAUAUGGAGGUAGGAGGAACAAGGAGACCAUGUUCUACAUCACCACAAAGAAAGCCUCAGGUGUCAUAUCUGGCACACAAACAACAGAGAAUGGUCCUAUAGACUGGGCUAGAGACCUGCCCUCCCACUGCCAGCUGAGUGUGGGGCUCCGUAAGUUGGUCACACCCCUCCUGGGGUUGCUGGAGGUGGACCCACACAGGAUAUGGAGCUUCGACAGGUUCUUCUCUGAGGUGCAGGUUGUGACUUCCACUAAACCAAUGCACAUAUUCCAUGUGAACAAAGCAACCAGUAUAAAGGUGAGUCAUUUUGUAAUAGGGUAUUUGACUAUGUUUGAUUUUGUUAUAUGUAACAGCAAUUAGUACAAAAAAGAAAACAGCAUUA